Molecule: messenger RNA, 3164 nt
Organism: Pyrus x bretschneideri (Chinese white pear)
Lineage: Eukaryota; Viridiplantae; Streptophyta; Magnoliopsida; Rosales; Rosaceae
Product: pentatricopeptide repeat-containing protein At1g71210, mitochondrial
Exons: 1
Coding region: 188-2968 (926 amino acids)
Molecular function (GO): protein binding
Source: RefSeq, a predicted model, not a curated record
GGCAGUGCUUGGAUUUCUGAGACAGUGGCAUAAUGGUAAUUUCAAAUGCUUAUAAAACCCGUCAUAUUUUAAACCAGGACCGGCAAACGGGCAGAGGGAAGAGGGAAACCAAUUGAGGCUGCGCUGGGUUCGGCAGCUGCAGCAGCUCGGUCGACAAUAUCGACAGAUUAAUAAUACAGUAGUAAUUAUGCUUAUUUCACUCAGAAAUCUAGCCAAAUCCAAGGCCAAUACCAACUGCUCCCUUUGCUCCUCCUCCGCCGCCAUCCUCGAUGCCAAUUCUCUUCUCUCCACCGCCGCCGCCGCUGCUGCUACCAUCAGCAGCAGCAUCAGCGGUGGUUGUUAUUGCUUUUGUUGUUCCUUCAGUUUCAGCCCCAACGGUUCCCCUGCCGCCGCUGCUUUCUCAACCAUGGCCCGCAUGACUCCGGCGAGGGACGUGGUCCUCUCUUUCAAAGAGUGGUUCCAGACUCGCAACGACGCUUUAUUGGAUCGCAUCUUCCUCAUCCUCAAAUCCUCUACCGACGGCGACGCGGCCGCCACCACCGACCGCCGCCUUAACAGCGACGGCGACAUCCCCUUGCGCUAUAAUAUCCCUUACUCCUCCGCCGACUUGGCCCUUUCCCAUCUCAGUCUCCGCCUCACGGAGGCCUUCGUCCUCGAGGUCCUCCGCUACGGCAGCAACGACCAUGAUGUCCUCUCCUGCCUCAAGUUCUUUGAUUGGGCCGGCCGCCAGCCCGGCUUCCGCCACACCCGCGCCACCUUUAACGCCAUCUUCAAGAUCCUUUCCAAGGCCAAGCUCAUGUCUCUCAUGCUCGACUUCCUCUCCAACUACUGCAAGCAGAGGUACGCCCACACCGUCCGAUUUCACGACACUCUGGUCAUGGGCUACGCCGUCGCCGGCAAGCCCCACAUUGCCCUCCAACUGUUUGGUAAAAUGCGCUUCCAGGGUCUCGACCUCGAUUCCUUUGCCUACCAUGUCCUUUUGAAUGCUCUAGUGGAGGAGAGUUGCUUUGAUGCUGUUCAGGUCAUUGCCAAGCAGAUUUCUUUGAGGGGUUUCGAGAACGAAAUUACCCAUUCCAUCAUGCUCAAGUGGUUCUGUAAGCAGAAGUUGCUCGAUCAAGCUGAAGCCUAUUUGCGUCAAUUGGUGUCUGACGGCAAGCCGGUCACUGGCCAUGCCGUCAGUGUCCUUGUGGACGCCCUUUGUAAGCAGAAGAAGUUCCAGCAUGCUGGCCAAUUAGUCGAGGAGUUUCAGGACCUUGGGGUGGCUUUCAUGGAGAGUGUUUAUAGUGUGUGGAUGCGUGAUCUUGUUCAGGCUGGGAGGUUGGAUGGAGCAUUGGAGUUUUUGCAGAACAAGAAGUCGUUGGAAGGGUAUGUACCUGAUGCUUUUAGGUACAAUACUUUGAUAUGUAGGCUUUUGAAGGAGGAUCGCCUCGAGGAGGUUUGUGAUUUGUUGAUGGAGAUGAAGGAGGGUAAGAUUUCCCCUGAUAAGAUCACCAUGAAUGUUGCCUUGUGCUUCUUCUGCAAAGCGGGGAUGGUGGAUGUCGCACUUGAGUUGUAUAAUUCAAGAUCCGAGUUUGGGCUCACGCCUAAUAGUAUGGUUUACAACUAUUUGAUCAAUGUUUUCUGUGGGGAUGGUAGCAUUGACGAAGCCUAUCGAGUGUUGAAGCAUUCUAUGGAACAAGGGUAUUUUACAGGUAGGAAAACAUUUUCUAUUCUGGCAGACUCAUUGUGCAGAGAGGGAAAGCUCGAGAAGAUGAAAGAGUUGGUUAUUUUCGCCCUAGAACGAAACUUUAUGCCAAGUGACUAUACAUUUGAUAAGUUCAUUACAACUCUUUGCAGUACUGAGAGGGUAGAAGACGGUUAUUUGGUACAUGCGGAACUCAACAGAAUUAAUAAGGUUUCUACAAAGAAGACAUAUUUUAGCUUGAUAAAUGGUUUUAACAGGUCUAGCAAGGGGGAUAUUGCUGCCAGGCUUCUGAUUGAAAUGCAAGAAAAGGGUCACUUACCAAUUCGUAAACUGUUCAAAGAUGUAAUUUGCUGUCUCUGUGAUAUGGAAAAUCCAGAUAAGCAAUUUUUUACUUUGUUGGAGAUGCAGUUGUCUUGUAGGGAACCCAGCCGUGAUAUAUACAACUUUUUCAUCUACGGAGCUGGGCAUGCCAAAAGGCCUGAUCUGGCUAGACAAGUAUUUGAGAUGAUGGAGCGGAGUGGGAUUCAUCCCAAUGUGAGAUCCGAUGUUCUUAUGUUGCAGAGUUAUUUGAAGAGUCAACGAAUUUCGGAUGCAUUGAACUUCUUCAAUGAUCUGCACCAGAGGAGAAAGGUGAUGGGGAGAAGGCUAUACAGCACCCUGAUCGUUGGUCUAUGCAAAGCCAAAAAGGCGGAAAUUGCAGUUAACUUCUUGAUGGAAAUGAAAGAGAAGGGAGUGGUUCCAAGCGAUGACUGUUACGAGUUUCUGAUACAGUUGCUGUGCCAGAAUAAAGAAUUUGAUAUGGCAGUAAAUCUCAUAAAUGACUUGGAGAAAGUCGGCCGCCAUAUUACAUCCUUUACCGGUAACAUACUUCUGUUGCAAUCUCUGAAAACUCCAGAGCUCUACAAGUCUUGGGUACGGCUGAGAGAGGAGCGGAAUGAGAUGUCUGAUCGUUCAAUGCUUGGUCUGCUCAUUGGUGCGUUUUCUGGUCAGAUUAAGGUGAGCCGAGAUAUUGGGAAUUUGGAAGAAGCUAUUGAAAUGUGCUUUCCGCUAGACGUGUUCACACACAAUUUGUUGAUUAGAAGACUAAGCCAAAGCAACAUGGAGCACGCUUGUGCUUUGUUCGAAAAGAUGUGCCAAAAAGGUUAUGAGCCUAAUCGAUGGACUUACGACGCCUUAGUAGAAGGUUUUCUUAGACAUGGGAGGACAUCUGAAGCAAGGAGAUGGGUAGAAGUGAUGUACCGGAAAGGGUUUUAUCCAACAGGGCGCACAAAUCUACUCAUUUAAUUGGAUUUCAUUUGAUAGACAUUACACAGUUGCAAAGCUUGUACGAGCUUUUGCUGCCGUGGUAAGAUUGUCUUGUUGAUAUUUUCAAUUGUGUUUUCGACCAUGUUGGAGUGUUAGUCACCAAAGAGUUAUUCAAUAGGGUGAGUCUUCGACAAUAUGCUACACUGAACAUAAGCGCACCGUGCUCUUUUUGCUU